AUGGAAAUGAUGAAUCAGUCAGCCAUUCAAGAGUUUAUUUUGGUUGGCUUAUCCAGCUCCCCUGAACAUCAGGAAAUCAUCUUUUGGGGAUUCACUUUAAUCUAUGCAGCAGCUUUGUCUACCAACUUCCUCUUCAUCUUCACUAUAAGCACUUCCAAGAAGCUCCACACCCCAAUGUACUUCUUUCUCAUCAAUUUGUCCAUAGUAAACAUGUUCUGUAUCUCAGUGACAAUUCCCAAGAUGCUCCAGGCAACUUUGGCCCCCAGGAAGACCAUCUCCUUUUCUGGCUGCAUGGCCCAGGUCUACUUUUUCUUAUGGGCUUUGGGGACAGAGCUCUUGCUCCUGUCCUUCAUGGCCUUUGAUCGCUAUGCAGCCAUCUGCCGCCCUUUGGAGUACGUGGUCAUCAUGAGGAGGGAAGUGUACAUUGGGAUGAUGGCUGGAGCGUGGGUGGCUGGAGUGGUUGUUUCUGCCAUUAACACUGGGCUUGUGCUGCGCCUUUCCUUCUGCGGCUCCAAUGUCAUCAACCACUUCUUCUGCAACCUGCCUCCUUUGCUGGCUCUCUCUUGCUCAGACAUCAGCCUCAACGAAAUCACGGCUUAUGUUUCUGAUGCAAUCUUCUCCAUGGGUAGCUGUCUGCUGACAUUAACUUCAUAUUUAUUAAUUCUGGCAACCAUCUUUAGAAUUCGAUCUACCGAAGGGAAGAAGAAAGCCUUCUCUACUUGCUCUUCCCACUUCCUAGUGGUCAGCUUUUACUUUUCAACCAUCAUCUACACAUAUAUCAGGCCCACCUCAGCCUCCUCCCAAGAAGAAGACAAGGUGGUCGCUAUCCUUUAUUCAGUAGUGACCCCUGUGCUCAAUCCCAUCAUAUAUUCUCUGAGGAAUAAAGAAAUUAAAGAGGCACUGAAGAAGCUCAUGGGCAGAUCCCAGCUGAGGGUCAGUGCAGGAUAG
Molecule: messenger RNA, 948 nt
Organism: Rhineura floridana
Lineage: Eukaryota; Metazoa; Chordata; Lepidosauria; Squamata; Rhineuridae
Product: olfactory receptor 13G1-like
Exons: 1
Coding region: 1-948 (315 amino acids)
Biological process (GO): G protein-coupled receptor signaling pathway
Cellular component (GO): membrane
Molecular function (GO): G protein-coupled receptor activity; olfactory receptor activity
Source: RefSeq, a predicted model, not a curated record